Haliotis rufescens (red abalone) is the source of this 935-nucleotide messenger RNA. Its product is annotated as low-density lipoprotein receptor-related protein 3-like. The transcript has 4 exons. Gene Ontology annotation, molecular function: protein binding. Lineage: Eukaryota; Metazoa; Mollusca; Gastropoda; Lepetellida; Haliotidae. The record is from RefSeq and is a predicted model, not a curated record. The coding region runs from base 71 to 796 and encodes 241 amino acids.
CCAACUAGCACGCCAACACUAUACCCUGACAGGGAGCGAUACGUGAACAAUAAUAACAGUUUGAAACACAAUGGAGCUUUAUGUUAGUAUUAUUUUGCUGGUAAUGAUAGGCACACGUGGGGUCAGUCUGGCUCAGAAAAACACACCAACGACAUUUGAGCUUUCUGAAGAAUGUGGCAAUACGAUCAUUAUUUCGGAAGAUAUGCUUCUCAAAUUAUCCGUGAACAACACCAGGAAGAAACAAGAGAGUUGUAAGACGUUGGUUGAAAGUGACGUUGACGGCAAUCGUUUGUUAGUUCGCCUCCUCAGUAUUGACAUCCCCGACUAUCCAGAUUGCUCGAAAGCCGGCCUCAAUGUGUCUCAGAUAGAGGGCAAACAUGCUUCAGAACGUCUAUGUGGUACCAACAUAACCACUCCAGUCUUCAACUCCAGCGGUCAGUCAGUGGGAGUUUGGUACUAUUCCAACCGUGGCGAGCAUGAGGCUUCUCGGGACGUCUUCACUCUUCUUAUCACGUCCUUUCACGAACAGAUAAAUGGGGCGUGUACGUCCUAUGACUUCACGUGCAGUAACUCACUCUGCAUAGACAGCGACAUGACCUGCAACAACUACGAUGACUGCUCCGAUAAUUCGGACGAGACGAUUGGCUGUAAUGCGACCGAAGGAAACCAGCUGGUGAAGAAAGUUGUUAUUGUGUCUGUAUGUUGUGGGGUGUUUCUGUUAGCUGUUGUUUGUGUCUUCGCCGUCAAAAUACACCGAGCAAGGAACAGACGUGGGUCAUAUUUACCUAUUGACUGAUUACGUACUAACAGUGUAUAACGAGAUUCGACUAAGAAUUGUGUUAAUAUUCUUUUUAUAUCUGAUUUCAUAAAUGACAAAUUUGGCUUACUUAAUAAUGUCAAAGCAUAUAUACCAUUCGCCACCAUCCUUUCAGUAA